This is a messenger RNA of Scatophagus argus, 2004 nucleotides long. RefSeq names its product small integral membrane protein 13 (gene smim13). The coding region runs from base 438 to 704 and encodes 88 amino acids. The transcript has 2 exons. The record is from RefSeq and is a predicted model, not a curated record. Lineage: Eukaryota; Metazoa; Chordata; Actinopteri; Scatophagidae.
CGCAGCCGCAGUGUCGAUUCGGUUUGGUGACGCUGAUUUUGUUGUCUUAACCCAGUUACUGUCGUUAGCUACUGCUCUGUCUCGUCUGUGCGAACUAGCAAGUAUAAGUUGCAGUUAUGUAGCACACAGAAGAAGGACUUUACCCCGCUGUAACCAGCUAACAUUAGCUCCUGUGACAUUCCUCCAUCGGAGUGUGAAACUACUGCGGUUCCGUUUGACAACCAGCUAGCUAACUGGCUAGCUAGCCACACGCUAGCACACAAGCUGGUGUGAGUUCGCAAUGUGCUGCUGUUUGUUUUUCGCUGUCUCUCGUCUCGGCUAGCUUUUUAACCCAGCAGCCAGGCGGCUAACCUAGCUACAUUUCUGUGAGGUGCGAAGCAGAAAAUACACCGCAUCCGUCUCCUUAUGCUGUUGGUGCUGUCAAGUGUCCAGCUAAGAUGUGGCAAAGUGUCGGGCUCACAUUGCUGGUCAUUGUGGCCACAAUUGUCUGUGCGCUGCUCUUCAUGCUGUUUGGUUGGUAUGUAGUCUGGCAGCUCUUUCUGUCCAAGUUCAAGUUCCUGCGUGAACUUGUUGGGGACGCUGGCACCCCACAGGCCGAAACGCAGCCGUCCGAAACCAAGAACGAACGCACAGCUAAUGUCCCAACACGAACUCGGCCCAGGACUGCACGCCAAAGAGCUACUUCUCCAGAAAGCACUACAUAGACCAGCCAGACAGCCACUGUAUAUCCUUAACAUCUGCUCAUCAAGCCCCUCCUCACCGUGACUGCUCAUCAGCCCUCUACCAACGUCAUGUGACACCAUCACAAGUGUCUCCAACUGACCCUGCGCUCUGUGCUACACAAAGACCUUGUGGACACUCAGUAGUCCGCCCUCCUCUUUACCAGGACACUUUAAACUGACCAGGCAGAUCUCCUGGUUUCAAAGGGAAAAGCCAUUUACGUGAAUUUAAUGUCCAUUUCUUUAUGUCAUCUGUUCAUAUCUUUGAUUAUGUACAGUCGUGAGUGUACCGAGUCCUCUUAUCCUGCAGCAGUGGCAACCAGCUUUUAUGAGCAGCCACACUGCUUCCUGUCACCUCCGGUGGAGCACAAAGAGCUGCUCCAUCACACAAAGAGAUGUGUGUGUUAAUUCUCUCACAUACAUGUUUUCAUCUUGUGUUUUUAGCAGAAGUGAAUCCUACGUUGGACCACGUAGGCAGAUAAAGGUUAAAAAUGAGCUCAUCUACGUCACUUCAGACAGAAACAGUGAUUUAAACAGCUGAGAAUUUUAUUCUCUGUAAACCAUAAGAGUGCAAUGAAAGGAAUGUUUAUGCUGUCAUUUUGUUGUUUAUUGCACAGUAGACUCUAUGUGUUAUAGACUACCAUCCAGUAUAUAAUGCCCAACAGCCUCCAAGGAAGAUGAUGAAUGACACGAUUUCAUUCCAGCUGUGUAAAAUGUCACCUUUUUUCUCGCAAGUUCUCCUUCCCCUUCCCUCCCUUUUCAAAUAGAUUAAUACUUGAAGAAUCAGGAGGAAGUUUUAAAAAAAAAACAAACUGUUGGCGUUCAGAAGCAGCUCUAGACAAAGUGAGCUGAUCUCCAGAAGCAGUGGAACAAGGCUCCUGGCUGAACCCUCUCCCGUUCCCGGUGCCUCUGUCUGUGUCAGUGCCUGUCGAGACGGCAUCCACUGUUUGUUACACGACCUCCUUUUGUAUAACUGACAGUUGCUUGGUUUCCAUUACAGAGAAAAUCAAAGGUGAACAGGGCCUAGACACUAUUUAUGUAAUGUUCUCCCUCCAGGUAAAACUCAUGAAACUUUUGCACCUUUAUAUCAGCAGUGAUUAUUUUUCUUCUUCUUCUUCUUCAGUGGAGCACGAGCUUCAAGUGUAUAAUGCCAUAAAUAUGUUGAGCACUGACCUGUUGGUUUUGAGGAAAAAGUCAGUCGAGAAGAAACGUGACUGAUGGUUCAGAGUACUCUUUUAUAUUAGGUAAAAAUUACUGGUGUAAUAAAGAUGUUAAGUAUCCCAAA